AUGAGCUCGCUCCUCUAAAACUAAAAGGCGACUGAGAAAAAGUGACCAACGUUUGGAUUUAGAAUAGCAAUUGUAAAACAUUCAUACAAUUGAAAUCGGGAAGCGUUGAUCAUUCGUUUAACGGUGGAGUCCUGAGUAGCACGCGAAUCUCGGUCUCAAAUAAUUUAUUUAAAGAAAAAAAAGUAAUAAAAAAAUAUAACUACAAAUUAAGACUUAAAUAAAGCUACUUAAAGAGGGACUUGCGUAAUAUCAUUUUAUAAUUGUUUAAUAAAAAAAGAAAAAAACAUCACAAAUAAAACUCCUUUAAGUGUUUUCUUAAUUUAUAAUAAAUAUUUAACACUCGUCAAUACUAUAAAAACUGAUUCGAAGUGUUAAAGUCCGUUAGAGGUUUACGUUUGACGGAUUAUCGUCCGCAACGCAGUAGUCAUCAGGAACGUUUACGUAUUAAGGAUCUAUAUUUUACCUUCAAAAUGCCCACGGUUGCCGAAGAGUCUAUUGAUGCUUUCCAAAACUACUAUGCCCGUCCACCAGAGAGACCCAAGAAGAAGUCUUUCAAACAAAUGGUUUAUGAUCCCGAGACAAGUGAAUAUUUUGGCCGAACCAUAGAAAGCUGGGCAAAAAUUGGUGUUUUCUAUACAGCAUUUUAUGGAGUUUUAGCGGCGCUGGUUGCCAUCUGUAUGUGGGCUUUCUUUCAAACUUUGGAUCCUCGCAUACCAAAAUGGACAUUGGAUGGUUCGUUAAUAGGAACAAAUCCUGGCCUUGGUUUCAGACCACUUCCACCCACAGAUAAUGUUGAAAGUACCUUGAUCUGGUACAAGGGUACCCAUCAUGAAAACUACAAACAAUGGACAGAUGCUUUGGAUGAAUUUUUGGAUGUUUACAAAGUACCCGGUUUAACACCCGGUCGUGGUCAAAACAUUUACAACUGUGACUACAAUCAACCACCACCAAAGGGUCAAGUAUGCGAUGUGGACAUUAAGGCCUGGUCUCCCUGUACCAAAGAGAAUAACUACAGUUAUCAUAAGAGUUCACCGUGUGUAUUCUUGAAAUUGAAUAAAAUCUAUGGUUGGAUACCGGAAUUCUAUAAUGAUUCCUCUGAUUUGCCAGAAAAUAUGCCAAGAAAUCUAAAGACCUAUAUUGCUGAUGUACAAAAGAAUCAAUCACACAAGAUGAACACCAUUUGGGUUUCAUGCGAGGGUGAAAAUCCUGCUGAUCAGGAGAAUGUGGGUCCAGUAGAUUAUUUGCCGGUACGCGGUUUUCCCGGCUACUUUUAUCCCUAUCAAAAUUCAGAGGGUUAUUUAAGUCCUUUAGUGGCUGUACAUUUCCAAAGACCAAAACGCGGUAUUAUUAUCAAUAUUGAAUGUAAAGCAUGGGCCCGCAAUAUCAUACACGAUCGCAAGGAUAAACUGGGCUCAGUACAUUUUGAACUUUUAAUAGACUAAUAUGUGUCUCUUUUGAAAGCUUUUUAUUUAUAAAUUUUUAAAUUAUUUUUAAAUUUUACCAACGAACAAUUCAACAAACAAAAAUAAUAAUACCAAUACUUUCUGUUGCGUUUAAGCACAAAUUUCAAUAGUUAGAAAAUAUGAUAAAAGAUUUUAUAAAAACUUAUUAAACCUUAAAAAAUACCAAGCACAGUUUUAUUAAUUACAAAUGAAAUUAAAAAAGAAACAAACGAAUUAAUAAAUUAAUAAAUAAUUGUUGUUACUUUAUUUUAAAGUAAACUGCCAUUCACCAAAUAUUUAAACACACAAACCAAUUCAAUUACACAAAUUACUAUUUAUAAAUAUAAUUAUUUUUCUUUUUUUUUAAAUAUAAUUUCGAGUGUAUAAAUUGUUGUUGCUAAAUGAAGAUAAAGUUAUAAAAAAAAAACAAUAAUUAUAAAAUAAAAAAAAUGUUAAGUAAAGAAAAGAAUCUAACUGGGCAUAAAAGAUAUAAAAAGAUGAGUUGUAGCUACAAGUACUAAGUAGUUGAGUGUGUGUGUGUAAAUUUACCCCACAAACUAUAAAAAAAAAAAUAUUAAUUAAAUAUAAAGUUAUUGUAUAUUUAAAAAAACACUAUGACUAUAUAAAGUCAUAUAAUUUUGUUUAAAUAUUAUUAAUUUAACUACUACUAUUAUUUCUCUUUCUCUCUCUCUUGCUUUUAAAUGUUUAAAUUUUAAACAAACUAAAGAACGAAAAACAAAAUAAUUUAAUUUAUAAAAAAAAUUAAUAUUAGUGUCAUGAAAGCUUCUAGCAAUGUACAAGUUAGUUUAAUCUCAAACCGCUCAAAAGCCCCCCAACUUCCCAAACGGAAUCUUCCCAAAAGUAAAAAACAAAAGAAACACAUCCCCACCCUUUAUUAUAUAGCAUAUUACUGCAUACAUUAUUAUGACGAUAAACCAAUUCAAAGCUAAUUUUGAAUGUUUUUUAAAAUUAAUAAUAAAAAAAUAUGAUUUAAUUUUUUUAAGUUAUUAAUAAAAAUUUAACAAAACAAAA
Messenger RNA from Lucilia sericata (common green bottle fly), 2474 nucleotides. RefSeq names its product sodium/potassium-transporting ATPase subunit beta-2 (gene nrv2). Gene Ontology annotation, biological process: intracellular potassium ion homeostasis; intracellular sodium ion homeostasis; potassium ion import across plasma membrane. Gene Ontology annotation, molecular function: ATPase activator activity. The record is from RefSeq and is a predicted model, not a curated record. Lineage: Eukaryota; Metazoa; Arthropoda; Insecta; Diptera; Calliphoridae. Gene Ontology annotation, cellular component: sodium:potassium-exchanging ATPase complex. The transcript has 6 exons. Bases 471 to 1442 code for a protein of 323 amino acids.